GAGAAAGUAUAGUGGAGACAAAGCUAUUUUUUGGCUUUUUAAUUUUCUUUUUUGGUGUCUAAAAAAGAAAAACUAAAUUCUCUCAAAUACUGAAGACCAAAGGCAGAGGGUUUUUCUCUUCCAUUCUCUCUCUCUAUCUCUCAAUUUACAGUUCAGGGUUUGGUUCUGGAUCCUUGAAUCGAUUGAUGGAGGAGGGGUUUAUGAAUUCUAGGGUCUCCUACUGAUGGAACUAUGUAUCCAUUUCCCCGUAAACAGUGGGUUUGCCUCUUUUGAUCUUUUUUCCUGCCUGUUUACGGUGGAUUCCGAUCAUUUCCGGAUUGCCAUAUACAAAUUUGGUUCGAAAUUCUAAAUUAUCCUUUUGGGUUCUGAUUUGAGGUUUAAUCUUGGAUUUGUUGUUGUUGUUGUUGUUAUUAUUAUUAUUAUUAUUAUUAUUAUUUACCAAUCGGGGUUUACACUUCUACUCUUGGUUGGAUGAAAUCAUAUGGAGCUGUGAACUGUCUGAGAUAAGGGAAAGGAAAUUGGAAUUUCUGUUUUUAGGAAACAGGCAUUUCUUUCUGUGGAAUUGGGAUUUUGAAGUAGGAAGAUUUCGUUACAUUUCUUCAAUAGAAGAUUAGUCAGUUUAGUAGCUUUUGCAGGAUGUUGCCUUGUGUUGUCAGUGAGAAUUAAGCGUUUGCUUUUUCUUCUUCUUAGUGCUGGUGAGCUAGUAUAGUUAGUAAAAAUGGAAGAGGAGAUGUUAUAUGUAGAAGGGACCAGUAUGUGUAUGGGUGAUGGGGUUAACUCUGAGGACUCCUACUGUGCUGAAAUGGAAAUCGAAGAGAAUGAAAUUGGAAGUCCAAAGAAUGAAAUUCAACGGUUGACAUCAGAAAAAGGUGAAGGAAGUAAUGUGGUUUUCUCAAGAGAAGGACCCCUUGUAAGUAAAGAGUCAAGAAGGUGUGGUGUGUAUCGUUGUGGUGCAAAGAAACUCAAGUCACAUGUGGUUGUAAUUGAGUCUGAGAUUGGCAAUAAAGAGAAUAUUGGCCAUGACAGGAAACUUACUAAGCAAGACAGGAUUGAUUUAGGUCGGUUGUUUCAAGGUGCUGUGAGUUCGCAUGAUUGGGAGCUUGCUGAGAGUCUGAUUCUGUUGGCAGAUCCACAGACCCUUAAUGAUACCUUAUGCAUCACUCUGGACUCUAUUUGGUUUUUGAGCACACAGCAAGAGCUUCAUGGGAUAACUGGAUUGAUCAAGAAGAUUAUUGCCAAUGGCGCUUAUGACUUCACUAGAGCUGCUCUGAGGACUUCAUUUCUGGCUUCAUGUGUCUCUGCCUGCCAGAGCCGAACAAUGAGUCUUGCAGAUACUGUAACUGUAAUGGCUCAAAGGCUGCAUGAGCGUCUCCAAGAAUGCAAUGGGGAUGAGGUCUUGAAGGCAGAAGCUGGUGCCAAGGUUCAAAAGUUCACUGAAUGGGCUUUGAAAUGCAUAGGCUUUCAUUCUCGUUGCCAGGGCAACAGGGAAAGAGUGAGUCAUAACUCUGCCAUUGAGAUUCAACUUCAAUUAUCUGCAUUCAAGACAUUUUUAGACCUAGCUGGCAAUCAACUCACAGGGAAGGAUUUCACAGAAGCCUUUGAUGCAGCUUGUUUUCCUCUUACUUUAUUCUCUAGUUCAUUUGAUCCUGGCUGGGCAUCUGGGAUAUCGGCUACUGCAAUCCAAGGAUUGUUGGGUAUGCUAGUUGAAGGGGGGGCAGACAAUGUCAACCAGUGUUUUCUUGAAGCCUCUCGUUUUGGAAGUACAGAACUCGUGCGCAUCUUAUUGCAGAUUGCCCAAAGGAACAGCUUGGAUGUUGAUGUUGAUCUGGCGCUUGGUUUUGCUUCUCAUUACUGCAAAAUUGGCACAAUGGAAUGUCUAGUUGAAGAGGGGAAUGCUAUAGCUUUCUUGGGCCCUUUGAUGAGAGCAGCAGAAAGGGGCUGUAUGCAGGUUCUUCAGUGGUUUGUGAACAGGGGUUGCCGUGACAUGGAACUCUGUCUUGCCCUUACUGCUGCUACUUCCAGUAGCCAAGUUGAUGUUGCUGCAUAUCUGCUCCCUCAUGUACCUCAGCAUGUACUUGCGGCUCUCAGCAUUGAAAUUCUCAAGGCUGCUGGUGAGCGAAGUGGCGGGUCACUUGAUGGAGUGGCAUUUCUCCUUCGUUCUGAUUUCUUAGGUGAUCCUGCUGCUUCUUAUGCUGUUGCAGACACCAUUGCUAGGUCUGACGAUGAGGCUGUUGCCCCUGAGCUUAGGGCUUUUCUUCAGGAGCACUGGUCAGAGGCGGCAUUUUUGGAUGGAUUAAGACAAGGUGAAGAACAUUAUAUGAAUCUUGUAAGGAUUUUGAAUUGGGGUGGAUCUCCUAUGUGCAUAAGGGAUCUGCCAGGCCCUCUCAAGGUGGCAAUUGCUUACUUGCCACUGUAUAGGGAGUGUGUUGCAGCAGGUGGUAGUUUAUUUUCACAAAGGCUACGAGGGCAGCUUGUUGAAGCUGUGAGAAGACUUGGGGGUGGGUCUUUAGAAGGGGUGAGCCAGGGCAAAGAGCUCUUGGCUAUUUUGGAGCAUCACCUUCCUCCAUUUUUGGUUAACACUCACAGCAUUGGCUAGAAUGUUUUACGCUGCAGAUUUGCACUCCAGUUUUUCCCUUUGUACCUCAUGUAUGCUAUAGACAAUAAAAUAUUUCAGCAGUGGUUAAGGUGAAAGCUUUUAAGGUUGCCAGUUUUCCUUCCAUAAUGUGGCUGGCCAAAAUCCUAGCAUCUCUCUGCGAUCUCUAUAGCAUAUGUCUGUGUUAAUGGAUGUCCAUGUUGAUCUGUAAUAUGUAAGACACAGCAAGUAUUGUCACAAAGGGUUGACAUAUGGUGCGAGUGUAUAUUAGCCGAUUAUAAUCUUUUUGUUA
Molecule: messenger RNA, 2885 nt
Organism: Hevea brasiliensis (rubber tree)
Lineage: Eukaryota; Viridiplantae; Streptophyta; Magnoliopsida; Malpighiales; Euphorbiaceae
Product: ankyrin repeat protein SKIP35
Exons: 4
Coding region: 719-2596 (625 amino acids)
Source: RefSeq, a predicted model, not a curated record